Messenger RNA from Purpureocillium lilacinum, 3996 nucleotides. NCBI's taxonomy places the organism in Eukaryota, Fungi, Ascomycota, Sordariomycetes, Hypocreales, Ophiocordycipitaceae. The record is from RefSeq and is a predicted model, not a curated record.
AUGGCGUCUCCGGCAGUGACCAACCCGCCGUCACCCCAGGCGGUCAUGGCUCACAUCCGCAAACUGAGCGACGCGGACCCGGACUUCCGGUUCAUGGCAUUGAACGACUUGCUGCAGCUCCUAAACAACUCCAAGCCCGACUUCCUGCACCACGACUACAACAUCGCGGCUCGGGCUGUUGAUAGUGUCAUCAAGACGCUCGAUGACCAGAAUAGCGAGGUCCAGAAUCUGGCGAUCAAGUGCCUCGGUCCGCUUGUGGGCAAGGUGCCUGCAACGAUCCUUCCGCCGAUGAUCGACAAGCUGUCCUCCCUGAAGCUGAAGAAUGCAGUCGACAACACGGUUCCGUCUUUGGCUCUCCGUUCCGUUGUGACGGCCCUCCCCCGCCCUGUCCCGGGGUUGCCCGUUACUCCCGACAUCAAACAGGCAUACGAAGCCAUCCACCGCGUCCUGAUCCCGCGGCUCAUCGGGCCUGGCCCUAAGACUCAAGUCCCAGAAACGACUCUGGACUUGCCACCCGUUCCCACAGGGCUCCUGCAAAAUGAGGACAGCAUCAAUGGGGAGGCCGUCGACGUGCUGAUAGAUUUGGUGCGCUGCUUUGGCCCUCUCCUGCAGUCGGUGGAGGUGGAAGCCACCGUCCAGGUGGUGAUGCAGCUUCUUGAGAGCACCAAGGGCACAUCUGUUGUCAAAAAGCGAGCCGUGGUCGCCAUAUCCAUGCUUGCAGUAUACGUCACGGACGAUCAGCUCGAAGACGUCGUUCAGCGUCUCACCUCAGGCCUUUCGCAAGCCAGCACCAGUGCUGUGACCCGAAAGCUAUACAUCGCUAUUCUCGGGAGUAUGGCCAGAUCGAUCCCUGCCCGCUUCGGCCCUCACAUUGCCAGGACGGCUCCCUUUGUUCUGCAGGCAUUAUCCGAGAACGAGCUCGAGCAACACAUGGAGAAGUUGAGCGACGGCGAAGAUCUGGGACAGGACUUUAACGAGAUUCGCGAGUCUGCUCUGGUGGCGCUUGAGGCUUUUUUGGCAUCCUGCCCGCAGGAAAUGCGACAAUUUACAGACGAAACGAUCGCUUCCAUCGUUCGGUAUGUCAAGUACGAUCCCAACUACGCUGUCGAUGACGAUGACGACAUGGAGGUGGACGAAGAGGACGAAGAUGCCGACGACGACGACGACUUUGAAGAAGACGACGGAUUCGAGGACGACGAUGACGAUGCGAGCUGGAAAGUCCGACGAUGUGCCGUCAAGGCCAUGUACACUCUGAUUGCGACCCGCGGAAGCGGAGAUCUCCUGGACAAUGGCGUGCUUUACAGCCAGGCGGCCCCGCUCCUCGUCAAGCGGAUUGACGAGAGGGAAGAAAACGUGCGCCUAGAAGUCAUUACCGCCCUCUCGCUUCUCAUCCGCAAGACCGGCGAGGGCCUGCACAUGACAGACCUAUCCCUGGACGAAAUGGAGCCCGAGCCCGUGGGCCACAUCCCACUUAACCUGUUGGAAAAGGUACCCCCAACUGGUCCUCGCGCCGACUUGUCCGGCCUCAUGCCCAGCAUUGUCAAGGCCGGGACAAAGCAACUCAAGGCCAAGACGGUGCCGACGCGUCAAGCCAUCAUCAACAUGUUCGACGACUUGGUGUCAACUCAACGAGGCGGUUUCUCCGACUAUUUUGCCGAUAUUAUUGGCCCAAUCACCGAAGAAGCCAAGUCGGCCAGCUCUGUGAACGUGUCAUCGUCGCUCGCCUCUGCUGGUGGAUCUUCGUCUGCGACGCCAAGCACCUUGCGGAUUGCGGCACUGAGACUGAUCAGCGACAUCUGCAAGACGCACUCGUCAUCACUUCUGCAGCCCUAUCUGUCCAAGAUUGUCGCAGCGGUCACAGCCGCAGUUCACGAUCGGUUCUACAAAAUAUCCAGCGACGCUCUUCGCACCGCCGAGGAACUUGUUAAGACCAUCACCCCUCCUCGUUCGCGAAAUGCCGGCGUCAAGUACAAGGCGGAGCUUGAGAAGCUGUUCGAGGUAAUCUUGGAUCGCGGAUCCGCCAACGACGCCGAUGCGGAAGUCCGCCAGCGGGCGAUCCACGCCCUCGGCGUCCUUGUGUCACGCACAUCCUCCUCAGAAGGAUCUCGGCUCUUGUCGGACGAAAAACGCAAGGUGGCGUUGGAAGUGCUCCGGGAUCGACUGAAGAAUGAGACGACUCGACUCGCCGCCGUGCGCGCGGUGGACAAUGUGGCUGCAUUCGCUGUCACACCCGGUCAACUCGACAAAGACUGGAUACAAAGCGUUGCCUUGGAACUAUCUUCCCAGCUUCGCAAGGCCAAUCGGUCUCUACGCGGGUCAAGUGUGGUGGCGCUCAAGCACCUCGUCCUGUCCAAGGCCGCACAGGGGCAGCUCGAACCCUCGACCAUCCAAGGAAUAGUCGCUGCGCUGAUGCCUGCUGUUACUAACAGCGACACGCACCUACUUGGCCCGGCACUGCUCGUACUGGCCAGCAUGGCGCAGACCGACCCCGCCCUGGUCGUCACAGACGACAUGGUGGCUGCCCUCUGCCAGCUGCUCAAGUCCCACUUCGCUAGCAUCGUACUGGAUCAGCUCCUUGAGCUAAUGGAUCGAGUCGGGCAGAGCGGCACCGCCCAGCAGCUGAUGCGCGGUCUUCUCAGCGAGGUUAGUGUCCUCGGUGACCCAUCCGUCGUCGGCAAAGUGAUAGGUACGCUUUUGGUGACGGGCGGUAACUCCACGGGCGUGUCGCUGGACAGCUUCGUCUCCGAGCUGCAAACUAGUGCUCAGACUGGCGAUGAAGCUCGGGUCAGCCUCGCGCUCGCCGUUCUUGGAGAAGCGGGCUUCCGCCUCGGCGCGCAGUCGCCGUUGCAGCCAGAUCUGUUCCUUGCUCAGUUCCACGCGGAGCCAGACAAGGUAUCUCUAGCUGCAGCCAUCGCCCUUGGACGAGCCGGUUCCGGCAAUGUUUCCCAGUUCCUCCCGGUCAUCCUCAAGACCAUGCAACAGGGCGGGAAUACGCAGUACCUGCUUAUUCAAUCCAUCAAGGAAGUCUUGCAGUCUAUUCCUGUGCAGUCGACCGACCUACGCGACUACGCGAUCGCCAUCUGGGACCAGCUUCUGACGGCCUCGGAAAAUGCGGACAACCGAGUCGUGUGCGCAGAAUGCGCUGGCCGCCUUGUGAUCCUUGAUCCUAGCCUGUUCAUGCCGAAGCUCGAGACGCUGCUGAAAGCCAAGUCGCCUGGUAUCCGAGGCAUGGCUGUGCAGGCCGUCCGGUACACGCUCCCGGAAAGCGACGAGGCCUUCGAUGCAAUGCUCAAGCGAACCCUCAUCAACAUGUUGCUCGUAAUGCUGCAAGACUCCGAUAUGGAGAUCCGCCGACUUGCCAUGUCAACCCUCAACUCAGCCGCACACAAUAAGCCUGACCUGAUCUUGCCCCAUCUGGGCGAGCUGGUGCCGUUCGUGCUCAGCGAAUCAGUCAUCAAGCCAGAGCUCAUCAAGGAAGUCUUGCUGGGCCCGUUCAAGCACUUGGUGGACGACGGACUGGAAGUCCGCAAGAGCGCAUACGAGACCCUUUAUGCUCUCAUGGAGACAGCGUUCACUCGCAUGAAUAACAUCGACUUUUACGACCGAGUGGUCGCGGGAUUGAAGGAUGACAAUGACAUCCGCCAGCUGUGUAACCUUAUGGUCACCAAGCUCAUCGUCAUCGACCCCGACGAAACGGCACGCAGGCUCGACUCCAUUGCCGAGGCGUACCGUGGCGUUCUUUCCGUCAAGCUCAAGGAAAACGCCGUCAAGCAAGACAUUGAGAAGCAGGAAGAAGCCAACAAGAGUGUACUCCGUGUGACACUCCUGCUGGGCGACAAGAUGAAGGCCAUGACCGGGAAUGCGGGGGCGGCCACCUCCAGCGCCGGAGCCGCUGGCGUGUGGACGUUGUACUGGGAAUGGGUUAACAAGGAGUUUGAAAAGCAGCUUAAGAGCCUGCGGGAGGAGACAAAGGAGCUUCAGACGAGGAUGGUUUGA